AUGCGUACUCCCUGAAUGGUUUGGGAUUGCCAUGUUCCAGUGUUAAAACGUGUGGGAAUCAUCUAAAAAAAAUACUAUUACAGUUUUGCAGAUUUACAGAUUUAAAUCGCAUUUUCCGGAAGACAGUAAAACAUUGAUACAGCUGCAGGAUGCAAUCGCGGUAUUGCCUAGCAUAUUUAUAAACACCAUAGAAAUGGCCUGUUGUGUGUAAUGUCUAAAACACAGAAAGAUGGCUUGUCAAGAACAGCAGAAGGAGGAACUAGAAGUCUUGCAGUCUAUUUAUGAUGGGGAUGUUAACUUCAAGCAGACUAGUGAAACUACCUUUCAGUAUAAGUUUGGUGAGGAUGGUAGCCAUCAGUCUUUCUUGGUGGAGUUGCAGUGGAGUGAUAACUACCCAGAAGAACCAGCAGCUAUCAACCUCGAUCUCUUCUAUAAUAAGCAUAUUGUAGAUUCUGUGAAGGAAGCUAUCAAAUGUGGUCUUGAAGAACAGAUGGCAGACCUAUGUGGAAUGCCAAUGACAUUCACAUUAUUUGAGUGGAUCAAGGACAAUCUGAACACCUUGUUGACAAAUCAGCCUGAUGUCCCUUUGACACAGGUCAGUAGCGAGGUCAGUCUGGAAAACGGCGCCAAUGGCGACCAGCCUGCAGCAAAGAAAGAGAAAAAGGAGCACCUGUCCAAGCAGCAGAAGAGGCGGAUGCUCGACAAGUUCGGCGCCAACACGGGAGAGCGACCGCGUGGUUGGGACUGGGUGGACGUCAUCAAACACCUGUCCCAGACAGGCGGCAAGCCGGACGACGGCUGAAGAAGACGAGUGCGCAUGGCUGAGUAGCGCGAGAUGGAGUGUUCUUGGCUGUUGUUUCAACAAAAACAAAACAAACAAAAAAAAUGAACCUCUUGUUCGGCGCGUUUUAAAUGAAAAUUAUGCAAGCCAUGGAUGUUUUUCCCCCGUUAAUUAGUUUUCUUAUUUUUACUUUCUGGUAACAGAUGGAACUUAAAGAAUGUUUUUAGUGCGAUCCAUCGUUUAAAGGUCUAGUUGGAUGGGGUGCAAUUUUUGUUUGAUUCUUAGUUCUAAAUAUUUUCCCAAAUCUGUUUGAAUACCCUCCAUCUGUUCUCGAGAUUCGUGCAUACAAACGUAACCAUGCAAUUUAAAAAAUGUUGAAUUAAGUGUUAUUCCUUUGUUUAUUUCUUCAAUUUUUGUCCUUAAUGAAAGUUAUCAUAUCUUAAUUUAAUGAGAUUUUCUUGUCAUCAGUGAAACCGAUAAGUAUAUUAACGCAAGAGCUGUUGCUAUUUUCACGCGCUUUUAUGCAGUCCGGAGAAAUAAUUGUACAAAGUUUGUGGGCAUGGUCAGUGGCGUACUGAUGGGGGAAAAGGAAUGUGCGCAUAUAGCACACCCGCAGUCUUGUUCUCAAACUGAAUGUUUGUAUAUUUGAAAAGGUAUAAAUAAAAAUGCCUGCCGUCCUUCUUCUGCUGUGAAACAUCAAAUAUGGAGAGAAACACACGGGGAAUAAUGUAGUCAGAUUUUAUUUUCCGUUAAUCAGGGGUGGGCAAAGUUUUCUUUUUGCGGCCGGUCUCAAAAUUCUAAGCUAUGCGGCGGGCCAGUAAAAUAUCCA
Pomacea canaliculata is the source of this 1610-nucleotide messenger RNA. Its product is annotated as RWD domain-containing protein 4-like. The record is from RefSeq and is a predicted model, not a curated record. Bases 230 to 802 code for a protein of 190 amino acids. NCBI's taxonomy places the organism in Eukaryota, Metazoa, Mollusca, Gastropoda, Architaenioglossa, Ampullariidae. Gene Ontology annotation, molecular function: protein binding. The transcript is spliced from 7 exons.